Acipenser ruthenus (sterlet) is the source of this 5166-nucleotide messenger RNA. RefSeq names its product interferon regulatory factor 2-like. The coding region runs from base 122 to 820 and encodes 232 amino acids. The record is from RefSeq and is a predicted model, not a curated record. The transcript is spliced from 8 exons. Gene Ontology annotation, biological process: immune system process; regulation of transcription by RNA polymerase II. NCBI's taxonomy places the organism in Eukaryota, Metazoa, Chordata, Actinopteri, Acipenseriformes, Acipenseridae. Gene Ontology annotation, cellular component: nucleus. Gene Ontology annotation, molecular function: DNA-binding transcription factor activity, RNA polymerase II-specific; RNA polymerase II cis-regulatory region sequence-specific DNA binding.
UGAGACUGUUAUGGUCCUACUGUACGCUGAAGUUUAAUUUCACUUUUGUAUUGAGACUAAAUUAUGCUCGUACUGUACUUGCGUACCACACAAGCUUGGGUUUCCUUAAAUUGAAGAAGGAAUGGGUUGUUUGUUUACAAUAAAAAUGGAUUGUCUAUAUGCAGGGAGUGGCAGUGUGCUUUUCUAUAAGAAUCCAUUCACACAACAUUUCCACAUUUUUAUGGCAGACAUUGAAAAAGGCAUCAGAAAGAAACUGCUUGGUGUCACCAUGCCAGUCGAAAGAAUGCGUAUGCGACCAUGGCUGGAAGAACAAAUCAAUGCAAGUAAAAUACCAGGGCUUAAGUGGGUAAAUAGGGAGAAAAAGAUUUUCCAGAUUCCCUGGAUGCAUGCAGCUCGACAUGGUUGGGAUGUGGAAAAAGAUGCUCCUUUAUUUAGAAACUGGGCAAUCCAUACAGGAAAAUACCAGCCAGGCAUCGACAAGCCAGAUCCAAAGACAUGGAAAGCCAAUUUCCGCUGUGCGAUGAACUCCUUGCCUGACAUAGAGGAGGUGAAAGACAGAAGCAUUAAAAAGGGGAGCCAUGCCUUCAGAGUCUACAGAAUGCUAACACUGACAGAAAGACCUGUAAAAAAAGGAAAGAAAAAAGUGGAUAAAGACAAGAUUAAAUUAAUUAAGCUGGAGAGGCCCUGUUCCCCAGGAAAUGGGACCAAUAGAGCUGAAGCACAGUUGAAUGUCGUAAUUAAAGAGGAAGUAACGGUGGACAGUACUGUUGGCAAUCUCUUAGAGAACUCGGUCCGCUGUGGCCAGUCCCGCCUGUGGUAGUGCGCCUUGGUGUCCCUGCUGUCCCAAAGGCAAAGAUAGCAGGGAAACUUGGUAAAACCGCCUUGGAGACCCAUAGGAAUGCCACCAUUGCAGCCUCUUGAUGCCAUCUCAGAAAAAUGCAGAUAUGUAUCCACUUAGGCAGCUGGAACUAAACUGAACUGGUGGGCUUAAGGCCCCUGUAUUUAUACUACUAUUUAUAUUACUAGAAAGUUCUAGAAGUUACUCCAAGUUUACUCAGCACUGAAUCUAUCUGGAAUGUUCUAGAAAAUAGGUAAAUUUCAAAAUAUCACUGUCCUGGUCACAAAAGCAAAGUUUGUGGGGAAUAAUAGCCAUUUUCUAUACUUUUGAGGCAUAAGCAAUUAGGAAAUAACACUUACUACCCAGGAACCAAAAAAAAAAAAAUGUGUUACAGUGUUAUCUGUCAAGCUUUUACUACAGUAAAGUGCUGCUCUUUUUGUUGAAAUCUAUGUGAAUGGCAAGGUAACAAGGGGAAAACAGUUGAUUGGUGGAUUAGUAAAAGCGAUUACUACAGUAAUAAGCUGUGUGUUUGUUAUUUAAAUCUAUGUGAAUGGCACAUAAUGAGAUUCAAACAGCUGAGUUUGCUAAACAGCUGGCAUGCUUAACAUGGUAUAAAUAAUGCCUUUGUUAUUUAAAUCAAUGGGAAUGGUAAACAGCAAAUGCUGUCCAAUAUAAAUGGCUGCCCAAAAUAACCCUGUACACUGUACGUGGUGGAUACUGUAGUUAUAAUUAAGAGCAGUAGUAGAAUACGGCAAGGUAUGGAGCAGUUCAAUGCAAGUACAAGCUGAUGCAAGUACUGGUACAAUUGGGUGCCAUAUAGUCCAAUAUAGUGGAGAGUUGUGAGGUUUACAGAUGCUGUCUGAACAGGUGUGUCUUGAGGAAGCGCCGGAAGGUGGUCAGGGACUGAGCAGUCCUGAUAUCCAUGGGUAGGUCAUUCCACCACUGAGGGGCAAGGGUGGAGAAGGAGCGGGCUCUGGAAGCUGGGGAGCAGAGUGGGGUACAGCUAAUCUGACAAUGGUGGAGAAGCAGGAGCAAGAGGGGGUGUAGGGAGAAAUAAUAAUCUGGAGAUAGGAGGGAGCAGAAAGGUUGAGACAGCGAUAGGCGAGUACAAGAGUUUUGAAUUGGAUUUGAGUAGAGAUAGGGAGCCAAUGGAGGGAGUGGAGCAGCGGUGUAGCGUGGGAGAAAUGAGGAAGGGGUAAACAAGGCGAGCAGCAGAGUUUUGGAUGAGCUGGAGCGGACGGAUAGCAGAGGCAGGGAGGCCGGCCAGGAGGGAGUUGCAGUAAUCAAGGCAGGCAGUAUCAGGGCCUGAAUUAGGAGCUGUGUGAAGUAGUCGGUGAGGAAGGUGCGAAUUCUGCAUAUGUUGCUGAGGAAGAAGAGACAGGAGCAUGCCAGAGAUGUGCUGAGAGGAGGAGAGGGAGGGGUAGAGGGUAACACCAAGGCUCUUGGUGGAUGAGGAGAGAGAGAGGGUGGUAGAUUCAAGAGGAAUAGAGAUAGAGAAAUCAGCGGUGGGGGAAGAAGAGGGGGGAAAAAAGGAGGUCUGAUUUGGAGAGGUUGAGUUUAAGAUGAUGCAAGUGCAUCUAGGAGGAGAUGGCCGAGAGGCAGGUUGAGCUACAGGAGGAAAUGUCUGUCAGAGGGGGGGAAAGGAGAGGAAGAUCUGGGCAUCAUCAGCAUAGAAAUGAUACGAGAAGGCAUGGGAGUAGAUGAGGGGAACCAGGGAGCAGGUGAAGAGAGAAAACAGGAAGGGUCCCAGGAUUGAGCCUUGGGGAACACCUGUCAAAAGAGAGCAAGGGUGAGCCAUGCCAGGACACCCGGUACGUGUGAUCAGAGAGGUAGGAGGAGAACCAGGCAAGAGCAGUGCUGGAGAGUCCCAGGUCAGCGAGGGAGGACAGGAGAAUAGGGUGGUCGACUGUGUCAAAGGCAGCAGAAAGGUCGAGGAGAAUUAGGACAGAGGAGACGGAGGCGGCACAGGCAGAGAGUAGAGAGUUAGUGACGGACAGAAGAGCAGUCAAAUACCAAUGUAUUUGACUGCUCCCAUGUUUACUGCAAAUGUGGUAGACAUGGGGUUAAGCUAAAAACAGAAGAGAGAUUCAUAUUGCAUAGGAAUAGGUUUAGUGUCCCUGUAAAGUAUUGUUUCUGUAACCUCUCUGUGUUAUGAUCAAUUUAAUUACAAUGCAAAAGCUAGGAGUCCUGGUUUGAGGUCCUGCAACUGUAUAAUAAGACUGCUAAGUUUUUUUUCCCCCCAUACCUUGUUGUGGUCACAAUACAAAACAGAAAGCACCUUGUGAUGGUUUGCCUAAUAGAACCAAGUCCCAUGUUCUGUUUAUUCUCUAGUUUAACUUGAUGGAGCAGAUUUAAAAUUUAAACACACUUGAACAGAACUCAGCUCAAGUCCAGAUGAAGUGAACCUACACUUCCAAAAGUCUCUCUUCUGAAACUCUGGACCUACAGUAUAGAUUUAACCCGAGAGGAAUCCUGUCUGUAAGAUCUUUAUAUAAAGUACUGGUACUUUUUCAAAAUGUAUGACCUUGAAGCCUGGGGUAGAUUACAUACUCUAAUGGUUUUACACAUGGUAGCUCAGAAGGGACUGAUUAAAUAGUCACUAUCAUUAAGUAAUGAAUGACCAAAUAGGAAGCUUCAAAGCCAACCAACAAUGUGGGUUGAAUGAGUUUUAAAGACUGGUGCGUCACUUUGCUUUUAUAUGAUGGCUGUUAUUUUGAAUUCACAUUUUCUGUAUACUGUACACACUUGAAAUGAGUUACUGUUAGGUUAUGAAUCAGAAUGCAGGCAUUUUCCCACUUCAUUUCACUAUUAGAGAAUUCUGAACAAUCCCUCUCUUAUAAAAGCUAUUUGUACAGGGGAAUAAUAUUUGACUUGUCAUAUUGAUGUCCUCCAGUAAUGCUGUAAGCUGUGCGUUGUAGUACAAGAAUCAUGCUAACAUCCAUAAUUUGUUAUGUCUCCAGUUAAUUUUUAACCUUAUUUAUUGAGCAUAAUAUAAUUACUUGCCUCUUGGGUGCACUGUACAUGACAUCACCAGGAUUUUGGAAGAGGAACAAACAGAUUUUUCACAUUUACUGAAGAAAAACAACCACUAUAGAUAAGAAAGGACUCCAAUUGUGAAUAUAUAAAAUCAUAUAUAUGCACAAUAACAACCUAUCAAUCAGUGUGUUUACAUGGCACUUCAAAUCCUGUUCAAAUCCGAUUAUAGAGCAAUCAGAUUCGAAAUCCUGCCAAGUAAACUGUGCAGUCAGAUUUGGGAAUUGGAUUUCUCUCCGUAAUCCCAUUCCAGGUAAUCGGAUUUGCGGAUGUGGGUUACCCAACUCAAAUCCUUUUCAAAUCCGAUCUUGCUGCCUUGUAACCGUUACAAUAUUAUUUCGGCAGUGCGCACGUGUACUAAAAAUCAGACAGCAGUCCUCGCAUGAGUGGUUGUGUGUGUUUGGGUUGAGCAUGAUGUCUCGUCAGAAGGAAGCAGCUUACUACUGGAGUGACGAUAUCUGCGAAAUGGACAAAUUAAAUGGGAGGGGGUAUCUGACACACAUGUGUAUAUCCUUCAGGCUCAUAAAUGGCUUUACCAUUUCGCAGAGCUUUUCAAAUGACACUUGUGUCAUACGGAAAUUCUCUCUCCAAUCUGCAUCUGUAAAUUUCGUAAGUACAGUUAUGUACCACCAAUCCCUACCUCUUUCUUUGACCCAUACAGUAUGACUGGGCUCACUGUAACAAAAAUGGGGAUGUAAUCAUCAGUAUUGCACUGUCUAUCUUGCUUUAGAGCUAAACGCUGACAAUGGAAAAGCAUGAGCAUAUUUAAUUGCAUCAACAUCAUAAAUGUUGAGAUGGACAUUAGGAGAAAUGUGUAAUUGAUCUGCAUCCUGACUGGAAAGAAGUUCUGAAAUAAAAUAGAGAGGAGAAUAGCUGUCGCCUCGGAGGCUUAUCUGUGGUGGCUCUGCGCCUGCAGGUUCUAGAAAUGCCAUCGGUAGCAAUUAACCCCUGUCAGGUAACAAAAUGAAUCAAGAAAAUCCUUUAUUUAUUUAUUUAUUUUUUUAAUAAAUGAUUUUAUGUAUGUAAACAAAUAUAACAACAAGAUGACUCAUCUCUAAAUUUGUCAAUUUAUAAGUAGGGAAGUCCGAUUACAUCAAUGCCAUGUAUACCGAGAUAACUAUCGCAUUGGCUUAUCCAAUUGCCAUGUAAACUCUGUAUUCCGAUUGUGAAAUCCGAUUCUGUGGAAUCCGACUACAGAGAAAUCCGAUUACUUCAUGCCAUGUAAACGUAGUGAAUGUUAUCUAAGAAACUACAGUUAUUUAGUAUUGCUAUUUGUUUUAACUCUUCUUACCUGU